CUGCUCAGUGUUUGUGGGAGACGUGCGGGGCCGGGCUCUCCUGGGCCUCAGCGUGUCACCGUCCAACGGGCCGGGGGAGAGAUUUCAUGGGACACUGCAGCAGAUGCUCAAGACCCUUAUGCACCAGCACCCGCGGGUGGGACAAGUCCCUACCCACCUGCUGUUCGCAUACAGGGAGGUGCCCCAGGUGCCCACGGGGUUCUCCCCGCUUGGGCUGAUGUACCGGAGGGGGAGGGAUGAAUGGGAGCGGGAGGACACCCGGGCUUCCCGGGAAAGGCUCGCUGAGCUCAUGGGCCUGGCCAGGGAGAAUCUGGGCGGGGCCCAAAGGAAGCGGAAGGUCUGGCCUAGCUACCGGGAUCAAGAUGACGGCUCUCAUCCCCAUGCAGAAGAACAAGCUGCAGGCGCCUGGGACGGCCCCUUCAAGGUCGUCAAGAAGCUGACCGAGGUGACUGGCGGAGCUGACCGGCGGCUGUAUCAAGCCGUACUGGGACAGGGAGAACUGGGGAGGAUCCCCUGGAGGGCCUGUUCCCUGGGACCGGAGAGGACUCUUCGCUGGAGCCAAUUUCCCUCUCGGACCAGCUCACCCGGCCCAGCAGGCCGAGGUCCGGGAGGUGCUGCGCUCCCACCAGCAGCUGUUCUCCGGCAAGCCGGGUCUCACCCACCUGGCUGCCCACCGGGUGCAGACGGGCACUCAACCCCGGUGCGCUGCUCCCCGUUCGGAGUCACAGGGAAGACGGCCCAGGGCCUGGAGAGAGAGGGCCGGGACAUGCUGGCGCGAGGGGUGAUCCAGCCGCCCUCCGGCCCCUGGGCCUCUCCCGCGGUGCUGGACCCCAAGGACGGGUCGAUCCGGUUCUGCAGGGACUACUGGAAGCUCAACGCCAUCACGGCGUCCGACGCCUGCCCCGUGCCCAGGCCUGACGAGCUCCUGGACAAGCUGGGGGGAGCUCGCUACCUCACCUCCCUGGACCUCCCCAAGGGCUCCUGGCAGGUGUGACGUGGGGGGGGGCUGUACACUCUGCGGGCCCUGGGCCCACUCUGCUGUGUGGGCUGUGGGUGUCUAGCACUGCCCAGCGGGGGGAACCGAGGGCCUGGCCUAGCAACUUCUCACCUGGCCAGGGGAAGGGGUGUGGCUAGCUGGGGGAGGGAGCAGACUAGACCCAGCAGGGAGUUCAGGGGAACUAGGGCGCAUGGAGCACACGCUGGGCUGUGUCGCCGAGAAGCAAUAACCCUCCAUGCUCCACGGGCGGGAGGAGUCGCAUCUGCUGCAGACGGGUGCAGGGUCGGGGUCCCCGACGCGCCCUCACAGCUGGUGCCACUGGACACAAACGCCGAUUUCAGCCUGGCCUCCAUCACCCCGGUGGGGCCCUAUGAGAUCCUGCUCCUGCCCCUUGGCCUCCCGGGGGCACCGGCCCCCUUCCAGCGCCUGGGUCCAUGAGCACGUGGCCCAGGCCAGCCCAGUGCCGGCUUGACUGGGCAGGGGCGGGG
Messenger RNA from Pelodiscus sinensis (Chinese soft-shelled turtle), 1485 nucleotides. Lineage: Eukaryota; Metazoa; Chordata; Testudines; Trionychidae. The record is from RefSeq and is a predicted model, not a curated record.